This is a messenger RNA of Fusarium oxysporum Fo47, 3220 nucleotides long. Its product is annotated as 2EXR domain-containing protein. Lineage: Eukaryota; Fungi; Ascomycota; Sordariomycetes; Hypocreales; Nectriaceae. The record is from RefSeq and is a predicted model, not a curated record. The transcript is spliced from 3 exons. The coding region runs from base 1 to 2928 and encodes 975 amino acids.
AUGGCUCUGGUUCCCUACACUAAGCAGCAGCUGGAUGACUGCAUCCUCAUGCCUCACGAGCCUUCCACUUCCGAGUUCCACGUGUUCAACAAACUACCUUAUGACCUCCGUCAUAAAAUCUGGGAGUCUUCACUUUUGAACUAUCGACACAUCAAGGUCCUCCUUGCCGAUGACAACAACUGGGAGUUCUCAAUCUGGAACUGCCGGCACAGCAAGGUCUUCCUUGUCGAUGACGAUGACGAAAAGCAAUACGAGAUCUUCGUCAAGAAGAGUGCGGCGUACCACGCGCUUCUAAACACAACAUCGGAGUCGCGCAACGUCGCCAAGACGUUUUACCGUGUUCAAAUUCCUUGCCGUCGAAUGGGCCCCGAUGGCAGCGUCGAUGGAACCCUAUUUCUUUGCCCCGAAUUAGACACCAUUCAGGUAGAGACUCAGUGCUGCUCCCUCCAGCACUUCGAGAAGUUCUCGGACACUAUUUUUACCGCAGACAAGCAUAAUAUCGGCCUGGUCAACUUGGCCCUCGACUGCGAAUUCCGCCACAUCGAUGGAGUAUUUUCCCUGGAUGAGAACGAGCACACUCUUUUCACGGACGCCAUCCGAAGAAUCGGGGUUCUUACAUUUGUUGGGCGCGUGGCCAAGCCUGAGCUUUUAAUGUACGGAAGUGACCUGCGGGUCAUCAACUCCUCGCUUCGCUUUGUCGACAAACGUAUCGACACCGAGAGCUAUGAUCGAGGUGCUUUUAACUAUGAAUCCGGUUUAUACGAAAACGAACUGAAGGCCGUUCACAUCGGCAAGGAGGACCCACGUCGAGGGUAUUACUCGUUCUGCCUUCUCAUGGAGGAGCUGAAGAUCCCGGAAGAUGUGUACAAGUCCAAUUUGACUAAUGAGCUUUUCAUGCUCACCUACAACUAUGAGCCGGAGUUUAUUCCCACCAACGGCGAUCCGCGUGAAUAUAGGCUCGCCUACAACAAUUCACAGCGGGAGUACCGAGAGUACAACCAGGGACCGCCCCCUGCAAUUGGAUUUUGGCUUUUCCCGCUGAGUGUCAUUGGACCCUUCUUCCUUGGCAACCUCAAUCCAUUGACUGGUCUCCCGUCGGACCGCAGUGAGGCCAAAAUGGUGAAAGAGCGAGUCGUCGAUGUUCCAUCGAUGACGAUCCCCUCAUCACAGUCCCGUCUUAAUGUAAGCAAUGCAAAUGAACCAAGAGACGCCCAUGAAACUAGGACUAUUAUUCGAUGCAGAUGGAACAAGAUGAAUGGAAUCGCCGGCUCGAGCGCUAGGAAAGAAAUCGCCUUUCAUUUCUUACCUGCGAUAACAGCAGAGCCCAACAGCCGCCGUGAGGUUGAGCUCCGACAAUCAAGUGCCAGGUCACAUCUCGCCAAAUCCAUGCAUCGUCGUAAAAGAGCCAGCAAGGAACUACCAUCAGAGCAAGAAUCCACCGAAUUACGCAGGACCAAUAAGGGUAUGACGACGGCGGAGAGGAGCACCAUAAGAAAUGACAGACAGCUUCUGCUUACCUCUGGACAACUCAGUAUGUGCGCUAUCCCCGACAGGAUGGUGGACCCGCACACCAAGAUGCUGCUUCACUACUGCACGCAAUCUUUUUGGCCAGGAUUCGAGAUCGGGUCAGCCGCAUUUCAUAUUCCACCGUUCGCGCUCGACUACAAUACGCUUGUUGCUCAAGGUCCAGCAUUGGUACAUGCUUGUCUGUGGCAAGCUGCAGUGAACCUUGCAUUCAAGAGAAACUCGCGGGUUACCGAUAAGCAAAGUUUACUACACUACAAUCAAGCCAUUGCGCAUAUCUCGAAAGACAUCACGAAACCUGUCUCAGAAAUACCUGAGCAGACUCUUUAUGCCAUCCUUAGUCUCUGUGGUCCCGAGAUGUCGCCAGAUGAUGGAAACGGCAUCAUCAAAAAGGCUUUUGAUCCGCCGUUAGCGGAGCUAUCUUGGAUCCACGUCUUUGGCAGCAGACUUCUCAUUGAUUCGCACGCCAAGGCCUUGAUGAAUCUGGUGGAUCUGAAAGGGGGCAUUCACAAUGUCAAGUACGCUGGCUUCCAAGCUUCCUUUAACUACAUGGAUCUUGUACGCGCCACCCAAAAGCUUGUCAAACCUCACCUUCCGGUGUCUCAGCUUUACGGUCGUGUCAAGGAGACCCAUGAUAGGGCCAAGUUCUUCGGUUACGCUUCUGACUUUGUCGAGCAUUCUCCAUUUGAGGAAUCGUCAGUUAUAAUUGACAGUCUUAGUGUGCUCGGUUUAGCAGAAGAUGUGCGAGAAGUAAUCUGUGACAUGCGAGUAUGGGUCAAGGUCAUAGAGGCACACCAUCACAGCGCGUUGACAAACCCUGAUCUUUCGCUUCUAGCUGCUCAUAGAGAUCUGAUCCAACAGCGCCUUCUCGCAACUCUCCCGGACGGGUAUGAUGGCAAGAAGCCCAUGCAAAUGGACGCGUCCGGGUCAACAGAAACCACCGCAGACCAGUGGAUCAACGAAAUCAUUCAGACAGCUCUGCUGAUAUUCUCAUUGGGCGUUACGUGCCCUAUCUCCUACGCGCCUCCUUACCAUCAUGCUGCACAGAGGUUACAGGCACAGCUCAUCCUGUAUAAGGAGCGAGCGACUCAUCUAAGAUUAUAUGACCUGCUGACAUGGCUUGGCAUCUUGGGACUCCUCUGUACCGAACAGGUUGGGUCCGGGCUCAGAGAGUGGUUUGUUGGAUUCCUCAGUAUGGUGGAGCGGAAGCGCGGAGUCACUGGAGACGCGAGGGAUUGGGAUCUGGUAAAGAAAGAAUCACUUGAGCUCAUUCUGUGGUCUUCUGUCGCCUGCGAUACUGCAGCAGACACGGCGUGGCGCGAUGUCCAAGAAGUCGCGGAUGAGACAUCAUGGAAUUGGGGCAGGACAGCAUGGUCAACAAUGCUGGGGACUAUAUGUGGAUAAAUCAAGAAGACUAUUAGCAGCUUCUCCACCAAGAGCAUUUGGGGAUUCUCACUCAAGGGGUUCGGCCAAAGACGAAAGCAAACCCAAGCAUGGUCUUAGCCCGACCCUGGCAGUUUCGGAGUCACCCCACGAAGCCUGUGUUUUCUUCCAGAGAUUGCUUACUCAAGGCGGGUCGAGCCGUUACCUCCAGGUCGUCAAUCCAUUGACAUAAGAGCGACGGUCGGGUUUUAGUUAACAUUUGCGACGAGGGCCGCCAGCAAAUGGUUGAGAUCUCGUAUCUCCGGUAUCUCUG